UGCUGGCGCGUUUGGUGCAGCACUGGAAGCCUGAGAAGCCAUUCAGGCCGUGGAGGGAAACGAGCGAUGUGUGCUCGCUCAAGGGAAAGCACCUGCGCAUCAACUGCUCCGCUGAUGGCGACGUUGUUUCUCUUGCCUUGUCAAAGCUCAGGAUUGUGGGCCAGCUUUCAGAAGACAUCGGCAAUCUCACCGCCCUCACCUCUCUCAAGCUGAGCACCAAUCGCUUCCGCGGCCCUCUGCCUGACUCCCUCAGUCGCCUCUCCAAACUUGAAAGCCUCCGAUUGGAGCGCAAUCGGCUCUCUGGAUCUUUCCCGCCUGGUCUCUCAGCGCUCACUGCACUCACCCUCUUAUUCGCCAACAACAACUCCUUCUCGGGCGCUCUGCCGGCCUUCUUUGGCAGCAUGGCCAACCUGAGCGAGCUCAAGCUGUUUGGGAACCCCAUGGGAGGGUCGCUGCCAGAGUCCUUCUCGCAACUCAAGAACCUCACCCACCUCCAUCUGGCAGACAUGGGUCUGUCGGGUCCCAUCCCUGACUCGUGGGGCAACAUGAAAAGCCUGCAGUACUUCUACGCCCUGCCUUUCCUCCUGCCUCUCCAUCCCCCAAUCUACCUCUCUCCCUGCCUCUACCCUCCUGCCUUCCCCACCUCUCGUUUCGCUCUUCCCUGGCUCGAUCUGCCUACCCUCUUUGCCUUCCAUGCCUUUCCCGCCUGCCUUCCUGCCUGCCUGCCACCCCCCUGCUCAACCCCCAUGCAGCUCGGCCUAUCAAAAUCCGCUGCUGGAGGGCAAGCUGCCGCCCUGCUGAGCCACCAUUCAGUCCCUCGGCAUUCUCUCUGUCCUGGGCACCAAGCUUCGCUGCCCCGCGCGCCCCGCCGACUCCUGCUGCCCGGGAUUCCUUCAAACCGGCCUGCCCUUCUGCUCCAACAUCUGCAACGAAUUCUGCCAAGAAUGCAAACCACCCUUGCUAUCACCAGCAGGCAUAGCAGGCGUGGUAUUGGGGAGUGUGGUGGUGCUGCUGCUGGUGCUGCUUGUUCUGCUCUAUCGUGGGAGAGGGAGCUACAGCAGGGCUUUCGAAAGUACACGUGGAGGGAGGUGAUGGAGGCGACCAACCAGCUGAGCCCCGACAACCUUCUUGGCAAGGGCGGCUUCGGCUCCGUCUAUUUGGGAGUCAUAGGCGGGUCCCAGCAGAGCGGGUGGAGCACGGGGGUGUGGAAGCGGGCAGAGGCUAGCUGGAAAGCAGCAAACAGCGGCAUGGGUGCGGGGGAUGGCAAGGUUGGGGCGAAUAGCAAGAGUGGCGAGAGCGGCAAGAGCGGCAAGAGCAGGGAGAGUGGCCCGAGGGGUUGGAGUGGCACGAGUGGUGGGGUUGGGACGGCGGACGCGAGGAUUGGGACGAGUGCUGAGAGUGCGACAUGUAUGGGGAGUGCGGGCAUUGGGAGCACUGCUUCUGUUGCUCCGUUGGGCGACAGUGCCCCUGGGGUGGGCGGCGGCGUGCAUGUGGCGGGUGGAGGUGUGCAUGUGGUGGGUGGCAUGGAGGUGGCGAUAAAGCGAGCAGCUGUUGUGGAGCGAUCAUCCAACGUCGCCACCAUGUUUGAAGAGGAGGUGAAGGCGGUGUCCAAGUUGAGCCACAAGAACCUCGUGCGCCUCCUUGGCUACUGCAACGAGAACAACGAGCAGGUGUUGGUAUACGAGUAUGUGCGCAACGGCGACAUCAGCGACCAUCUGUAUGCGAGGUUCUGCGGGCACUUGCUGACCUUUGAGGAGCGGCUGGACGCGGCACUGGGGCUGGCGGAGGGACUCAAGUACCUUCAUUAUCAUGCAGAGAAGCCCAUUGUGCACCGCGACAUCAAGCCCUGCAACGUUCUGCUCACAGAGGACUACCAGCUACAGUGUGCUGCUGCUGGAGAUGGUGUCGGGCCGGCCGGUCACAGCCAACUACAGUGUGUUGCUGCUGGAGAUGGUGACGGGGCGGCCAGCCACGGAGAGCGACCCCAACGACCAGACCUGCCUCAGGCACAUCACCUCCUGGUACCACCUGCUCUUUUUCUCACACGGUUCACGGCGUUUCUCAUCUCUCCACAUCCAUCCAUGUCUCUCCCCAUCCCUCCACGUCCCUCCUCAUUCCUCCUCGUCCGCCUCCCUUAUGUCAGGCAGUGCCAUAAAUCGAGCGCGGGGAGAUUUGAGUCAUCCAACAUCUUCUUUCCCCGUCCUCUUUUCCAACCCGUCUCCCCACCAGGGGGGGGCGUACAUCGAGCGUGGGGAGAUCCACAUCCCCGUGAUCCACUCACUGUGCUAUCCUCCGCCGCUUCCCCUUACCCACCCUCUACAACUCCCAUUCCCCCAUCCCCAACCCUCCCCCCCUGCCCUCCCCUCUCUCUUCCGGGCGGUGCAGGGAGACAUACGUUAGCUAAUAUCUCGUCUUCCCGUCUCUUUAUCAACCCCGCCCCCCCCCAGGCGGUACCAUACAUAGAGCGAGGGGAGAUCCGAGAGAUAGCGGACGCGCGCAUGGCCUCGCCGCUCAACCUGCCCUUUCUGCUGCAGAUGGCGCGCACCGCCGCCCUCUGCGUGCAGCUGCCGUCCACGCGCCGCCCGGACAUGGCUGAGGUGGCACGUGUCAUGCUGGACGCCCGCCGCACCUUCCAUGCCGCCGCCGCCGCCGCCGCUGCCGGCGCCGCUGCCCUCGCUGCCGCUGGUGGUGCUGCUGGGGCGCUGGGUGGGAAGGGGAGCCCCCGAGGAGCAGAGGUGGGGAGGAGUGGGCUGGUGGGUGCCAGCGGCAGGGCGUUGGGGAGUGAGAGCAUGAAGAGAUGGGUGCAUUACUUCGGCGGCGGGGGUGGAGGGCGGAGCAGGCAAGAGAGUAAUCGAUUUGAAGAGACUGUCCCAAAGGGCACGGGGCCCACGGAAGGAGGAGUAGAGAGUGGGUAA
Molecule: messenger RNA, 2915 nt
Organism: Closterium sp. Naga37s-1
Lineage: Eukaryota; Viridiplantae; Streptophyta; Zygnematophyceae; Desmidiales; Closteriaceae
Source: the annotation of a GenBank genome assembly